GCGAUGAACGAGCAAAUUACCCUGCAGAGUUGCAACCAAAAGUUCUCAACAUUACAUUUAUUUAAAUGCAGAAAAAGGUAAAAAAUCGAAGAUUAAUUCGCGCCUAAUUAUUGAAACUCCGCCACCCUGACAGUAUUAUUUUCUACUUUGCUUCGCCAUACACUGAACGUACUGCUCCAAAUUUGUUGUAGAAACUCUUUCAGAAAGAAAAAAAUUGGUAGAAUUAAAAGACCAGUAAACUGCAGUUUAAUGCGUCCAGCAUUUUAUAAUUGCAUUCCAAGAAAAUAAACGUUCAAAAUAAAAAUAUCAUAUAUUUAUUUGUUUCAAUUUAAAUAGAGUUCAACUAAGAACAUUUUUACAACAAAGUGUGUCGGAUUUAUGGUAUUUGCCAUUAACAUUAGUAAUAUCGUUGGAAUAGUCAUAAUUAGUUCUAGCUGGCUCGGAAGGGUCUUCUCAGUCUCUAAAUAUACAAUACAACCGUUUGUUAUAGUAACGCUGGCAAACUAGGAGCUGCAGUAAAUCCAGAGAAUAAUAUCAUGGCGCUGACAGAACACGAUAAUGUAUUCUUUUUUGUUCCAAAUCUAAUUGGAUAUGCUCGCAUUAUACUAGCGUUGAUAGCUUUCUGGUGCAUGUCUACUAAUUAUGUGGCCGCCGGAUGGUGCUACGUCAUAAGCGCUCUAUUAGAUGCCGUGGAUGGGCAUGCGGCGCGUGCAUUUAACCAAAGUACACGUUUCGGCGCGAUGUUGGAUCAAUUGACCGAUCGUUGUGGUACUAUGGGUCUCUUGGUGACGCUCAGCUACUUUUACCCCAAAUAUAUGUUCUGGUUCCAAGUUUCAAUUGCCAUUGAUAUUGCUUGCCAUUGGCUUUAUAUGCAAACGAGCGUCAUGGUAGGGAAAACAUCGCACAAGUCAUUCGAUGUUAAGGAGAAUAUAAUAAUGCGUACUUAUUAUCAGAAAAAUGUACUUACAUUUAUGUGCUGCGCUAAUGAACUUUUCUAUGUUUGCCUGUAUCUUUUAUAUUUCACUUACGGACCAUUAAUCUUUGGAAUGUCCUUAUUUAAACUUUUGGCUAUCCUCAUGGCGCCAUUUGCUCUACUGAAGUCGUUAAUCUCUUGCUUGCAUGCUUAUGUAGCCAGUAUUGAUUUGGUCGCUUUAGAUAUGCGCGAACGUGCUUCAAAGCGUGAGAAGGAGGAGGGUAAAAAGGCAGAAUAAUUCUACCUGUUGGAUUCUUCGAAAUAAUUUUGUGAUGUAUAUCAUUUUAUACAAAUUUAUAUAUCGAUCAUUUGCGGGUUUCGCUAAAAUAUU
Messenger RNA from Bactrocera latifrons, 1304 nucleotides. It is a transcript of the gene Pis, whose product is annotated as CDP-diacylglycerol--inositol 3-phosphatidyltransferase. The record is from RefSeq and is a predicted model, not a curated record. The transcript has 6 exons. Gene Ontology annotation, biological process: phosphatidylinositol biosynthetic process. Bases 537 to 1211 code for a protein of 224 amino acids. Gene Ontology annotation, cellular component: membrane; Golgi apparatus. Lineage: Eukaryota; Metazoa; Arthropoda; Insecta; Diptera; Tephritidae. Gene Ontology annotation, molecular function: CDP-diacylglycerol-inositol 3-phosphatidyltransferase activity.